Messenger RNA from Drosophila miranda, 3131 nucleotides. RefSeq lists its product as uncharacterized. The transcript has 11 exons. Lineage: Eukaryota; Metazoa; Arthropoda; Insecta; Diptera; Drosophilidae. Gene Ontology annotation, cellular component: membrane. Bases 1 to 2049 code for a protein of 682 amino acids. The record is from RefSeq and is a predicted model, not a curated record. Gene Ontology annotation, molecular function: ligand-gated monoatomic ion channel activity.
AUGUUGUUCCAGCCACUCGUGAUGCAGCUGAGUCCAUUGCUUCGGAUUAUAAUUGGACAAUAUUUCGCUUCCUUUUCGUCCAUUCUGAUCGUUCACAACAAUACCCGGACCACAACUCUCCUUCAACUGGAGUACCUGAGAUCUCUGGAGCUUGUGCUUAAGGGCUUUGGUCAAUCCAUACUCCUGCAAUGGAUCAAUGUCGGACAAUUGAGUGACUUGGCGGAACUUGAGUGGCAGGUCAUGAGUGCCGUCAACAGCAGCACCAUAGAGGGAUUCAUCACAAUCCUGUCGCAGACGAAUCUUUUUCUCCAUGCCCGAUACUAUGCCACACGUAAUGCCAAUGUGCGCCUCAAGGACAAGCGAUAUCUGUUCUUGUGCGAGGAUGAACAUCCCCAGGAGUUGUUGGCCAUGGACAUUCUGCAGUUCUACCCACACCAUCUGAUGGUGCGACCAGGAACAAGAGCCGUAACAGGACCAGAAAGAGGACCAGUAACAGUACCAGUACCAGCCCACAGGCAUAAAGAGGGCACAUCGGUAAACACGGAAAGCACGAGGGAUGGGAAUGGAGGAGCCGGAGCCACUUUGCCGUACCGCGACAUCAAUUUCGAGCUGUGGACACAAAAGUUUGUCGGAGCCUUUGGUAAUUUGGAUGCCGUGCGCCUGGGCGCAUUCUUGCCGAACGAAACUUUUGCCGGGAACAGCCGGGUCGAACUUUAUCCCAACAAGCUACUCGAUCUGCAGCAGCGCACCCUGCGCUUGGGCUCCAUUACUUAUGUCCCAUAUACAAUUACUAAUUAUGUGCCAGCUGGCGAGGGCAAUGAAGAUCCCAUUCACCCGCAUGGGGCUAACCGUUCGAUUGCGUACUACGGCGCCGAGGCCAAUGUGAUGAAGACCUUCUGUCAGGUGCACCAUUGUCAUUUGCGUGUGGAGGCGUACGGGGCCGACAACUGGGGCAGCAUCUAUGAGAAUGAGUCGAGCGACGGCAUGCUGGGGGACGUUUACAAACAGCGCGUGGAACUGGCCAUUGGCUGCAUCUACAACUGGUACGACGGCAUCACGGAGACCUCGUAUCACAUUGCCCGCUCCUCGGUGACAAUUCUGGGACCAGCACCGGCACCCUUACCCAGUUGGCGCACCAAUAUUCUACCCUUCAAUGGCGCCACGUGGCUGCUGCUCAUCUCUACAAUGGUGAUCUGCGGCGUCUUUCUAUAUGUGAUGAAGUUUGCAAGCUUUCGGCUGGGUUAUUGCAGAUAUGAGCCAGAAUUCCAUCAUGCGAGGAAGAUCGAGCAGUCCCUGCUGGACACCUUUGCUCUGUUCAUCCAGCAGCCAUCGGCUCCACUCAGCUUUGAUCGGUUUGCCACUCGCUUCUUUCUGGCUACGCUCUUGUGCGCCACCAUCACGCUGGAGAACAUCUACAGCGGACAGCUCAAGUCGCUGCUGACAGUCCCCUUCUACAGUGCUCCCGUGGACACCAUCGAGAAGUGGGCACAAGCUGGCUGGAAAUGGGCAGCCCCCUCCAUUGUCUGGGUCCAUACCGUGGAGAGCUCCGAUCUGGGCAUCGAGCAGAUAUUGGCCAGGAACUUUGAGGUGCGCGACCACAGCUUCUUGUCCAAUGCCAGCUUCAGCCCCAAUUAUGGACUGGGGAUCGAGCGUCUGGUCUCGGGGUCUCUUUCGGUUGGAAAUUAUGUGCCCGCGGAUGCAUUGGAGAACCGCAUUGUUCUGCACGAUGAUCUGUACUUUGAUUGGACCCGGGCUGUGUCUAUACGUGGCUGGACUUUGAUGCCGGAGCUGGACAAGCAUAUUCUCACCUGCCAGGAGACGGGUCUCUAUGUUCACUGGGAGCUGGAGUUUGUGGUCAAGUAUAUGGACAAGAAGGUACAGGAAAUUCUGCUGGAUAUGGUCAACGGGCACAAGGCCAAGGGUGCACCGAAGCCCCUAAAUGUCAGCAACAUCACUGGGGCUCUAUUUGUCCUGGCCUUUGGCUACACCUUCGCUUUCAGUGCCCUCUUGGUGGAGACUGCCAUCUGUGGGCUAAAGAAAAUCAAAUAAUUUGCCCAUUUUCGUGCAUCGUUCCUGCAAUUCAGCUGAGUUCCCCGCCCCCCCUUUCAUCCUGGACGACGACGACCAUGAGCACGUGUCACAGCAAACAUCAAAAUCACACGCAAAAGCCACAAAACCCCGGCUUAGUCGAAGGAGGGGCGUAGCGUGAGGUGCCAGUUUCCCACGGCGCAAAAUAUGACAGCAGCUUGCCAGCAGGGAAUCGACAUCGACCGGCGGCAUUGUUGGCCGGCAUUGGUUAAGCGUCACGGCCGAAUGGCCAAGUGAAAAGUGAGCUCAUCUCCGUGAGCAUUCGGUAUCGUUUUCCGGCACUAUCGGCUGCACUUGCCACGGACAUGUGGCAAGAACUGGCUGGCGUUUUGGGGCUGCUUUUUGGGGAGGACUUACUGGUAGGACUGUGGAUAUGCAAGCGGAAAAUGGCUUUUGCCCUGUGUUUCGUGGUAAUUGGAAAAGCGUUUUAGUCCCAGACGAACUCAAUUUCAUCCCCGGCAACAUUUUUAAUGAUGCCCUUAAUUAUCGCUGUGGGAAAUUAUUCAUUAUUACUAAUUUGGCGCAGCUUUGGACGGGGCCCACGCCCACACAUCCACUCACAUGGUUCGGGCCACUCUUAGUGCAGAUUGGAAAGUCUCUAGCGGCAUCCUUCUUCUUGGUCCGCCGCUGCUGCUCCGCCACAUUAUACUCGAAUCUCUCCUGCUACUCAAAUCCCUCCAGCAACUGCUGCUCCUGCUGGAAUCUCUACUGCUUCUAAUGCUCCACCGUAGUCUCCGUAAAUCUCACCUGCAUAUGCCGUCUACUCCGCUCGUUAACACCUCGUUUCAAAGCGACAAACAAACAAACCAAGAAACAAACAGCAACUUUAGCUACAGUCGGAGACAACGACAACAACAAGUUCACCAACAUGGCGGCUGUGUCAUUUCCGUUGUCGUUGCUCUCGUUCUCUCUCCUUGGAUUUCCGUGCAGAGGGUAUCGUGAUUUUCUCAAGAUGUAUGCAACUUUCAAGAGUAGAAAUAUUUAUAACCAUGAAGUGAAUGUAUAAUAGUUUUGUUAAAUAGCCAUAUCCGGCUGUGCUUCUU